AGGCACAUUUCAGCCUCUGCUCUGGGAAUUUAUCCUGAGCAGCCCCUAACAGUCUAUUCCUUCUCUACAACUGAGAUAUGAUCAUCUUAAUUUACUUAUUUGUCUUGCUGUGGGAAGAGGCUCACGGAUGGGGAUUCAGGAAUGGAAUUUUUCAUAACUCCAUAUGGCUUGAACAAGCAGCAGGCGUGUACCACAGAGAAGCGCGGUCUGGCAAGUACAAGCUCACCUACGCAGAAGCCAAGGCGGUGUGUGAAUAUGAAGGUGGCCAUCUUGCCACCUACAAGCAGUUAGAGGCAGCCAGAAAAAUUGGAUUUCAUAUCUGUGCUGCUGGGUGGAUGGCCAAGGGCAGAGUUGGAUACCCCAUUGUGAAGCCAGGGCCCAACUGUGGAUUUGGAAAAACUGGUAUUAUUGAUUAUGGAGUCCGUCUGAACAGAAGUGAAAGAUGGGAUGCUUAUUGCUACAACCCACAUGCAAAGGAGUGUGGUGGUGUCUUCACAGAUCCAAAGCAAAUUUUUAAAACUCCAGGUUUCCCAAAUGAGUAUGAUGAUAACCAAAUCUGCUACUGGCACAUUAGACUCAAGUAUGGUCAGCGUAUUCACCUGAGUUUUUUGGACUUUGACCUUGAAGAUGACCCAGCUUGCUUGGCUGACUAUGUUGAAAUAUAUGACAGUUACGAUGAUGUCCAUGGCUUUGUGGGAAGAUACUGUGGAGAUGAGCUUCCAGAAGACAUCAUUAGUACAGGAAAUGUCAUGACCCUGAAGUUUCUAAGUGAUGCUUCAGUGACAGCAGGAGGUUUCCAAAUCAAAUAUGUUGCAGUGGAUCCUCUAUCCAAAUCCAGUCAAGGAAAGAAUACAAGUACUACUUUUCCUGGAAAUAAAAACUUUUUAGCUGGAAGAUUUAGCCAUUUAUAAAGCAAAGAAAGACAUUCUGCAUUUAUGUUUCUAUCUUUUGGAGCCCCUUUGGUCUCACUUUUAUAUUAUUAUUAUUAUUAACAUUUAUUUAUUAUUUUUCUAAAUGUGAAAGCAAUACCUGAUAAUUUGGGGAAAAUAGGAAAAUACAGAAAACUUUAAAUGAGAGAAUAAAAUCUCUCAUAAUCCCAUUGCAUAAAAAUAACAAGCAUUAACAUUCAUAUAUUUUUCUUUUAGUCAUUUUUUGAUUUGUGGUAUAUAUAUAUAUAUAUAUAUGUAUCUAUAUGUAUUUGUAUUUCAAAUUUUGGAAUGCUGCUCUAUGUACAACUUGAUAUCUUGGAUUUUUUACCAUUGAACUUUAUGGUGUACACGUUUUCCCCUAUCAUUGAGUAUUCUGCAAAAACAUGAUUUCAUUUACAGUAUUCUGUAAACUGUCCAUGCUAUGAUUGUUCCAUACUUUACGUAAGCCUGUCUCUAUUGUGGGAAUUAUAGGUAGUUUUCAUAAAUAUUGUUUCAAUAAACAUCCUUGGACAU
Molecule: messenger RNA, 1442 nt
Organism: Lipotes vexillifer (Yangtze River dolphin)
Lineage: Eukaryota; Metazoa; Chordata; Mammalia; Artiodactyla; Lipotidae
Gene: TNFAIP6
Product: TNF alpha induced protein 6
Exons: 6
Coding region: 78-911 (277 amino acids)
Biological process (GO): cell adhesion; negative regulation of inflammatory response
Molecular function (GO): hyaluronic acid binding
Source: RefSeq, a predicted model, not a curated record